CCUGCAAUAUGUCGGCGUUGGGCGAUUGUGAGUUUUUGGUGAAGCGAGCCCGGGAACUAGUCCAAGGAGACCUGUGGGCUGCCAAAGCUUGGCUUAUCACCGCGCGGAGUCUCUAUCCUGCCGACUUCAACAUUCAGUAUGAGAUGUACUCCAUUGAGAAGAAUGCAGAACGAACAGCAUCAGCAGGCAGAUUGUUAUAUGACAUGUUUGUAAAUUUUCCAGAGCAACCAGUGGUAUGGCGGGAGAUUAGUAUUAUCACAUCAGCACUUCGUAAUGAUUCACAGGAUAAGCAAACAGAGUUUUUAAAAGGUUUAUUUGAAACUCUUCCUGGCCGGGUUCAAUGUGAAAUGUUAUUAAAAGCUACAGACCAGUGCUUCAAUACUUUAGAACGGGCAGAAAUGUUACUAUUGCUUUUACGGCGUUUUCCUGAGACUGUGGUUCAGCAUGGGGUGGGCCUUGGGGAAACAUUAUUAGAAGCAGAAAAUAUUGAAGAUCAAGAGUCACCUGUUAAUUGCUUUAGAAAAUUAUUUGUUUGUGAUGUUCUGCCUUUAAUAAUUAACAACCCUGAUGUACGACUUCCUUCCACAUUGUUAUACAAGUAUCUGAAUAAGGCUGCAGAAUUUUAUAUAAAUUAUGUGACUAGAUCAUCACCGACAGAAAACCAAUAUCCAGGAACACAGGACACAUCUGAUCUUGUGUCCCCUAAUAAACGAAGUGCUCAGAAAUAUAUUAUUGAAGGUCUCACUGAGAAAUCAUGCCAGAUUACAGAUCCUUGGGAAAGGAUAUUCAAAAUACUAUCCAUAGUAGGUGUGAGAUGUGAAUGGCAGAUGGACGUGGCAAGAAGAAGUUUUGGUGACAUAUUGCUGAAAAUGAAAGAUGUCUGCAGAUAUAUAAGUAAUUAUGAUAAUGAAGCUCAUGCAAAGUACAAGACCCAAGUAGUGUAUUCCACAAUGCUGGUCUUCUUCAAGAAUGCAUUCCAAUAUAUCAGCAGCAUCCAACCUUCUCUUUUUCAGGGAUCAAAUGCUUCAAACCAAGUUCCAUUGAUUCUCAUCGAGGAUGUGUCCAAUGUUUUUGGUGAUACAGAUAUUGAACGUAGCAAACAUGUUCACAAGAAACGAAAACUUCCUGAAGGGAGAGAGAAAACAAUGAGCUCUGAUGAUGAAGAUCCUUCUGGGAAAGGCAAAAAUAGAGUCAUUACAAUAAAUGCAACAGAUCUCCCAAAUUCUGUUGAAGUACAAGAGAGCUUUAGAUUGGCUAGAGAGAGCUGGGAACUUUUACAUUCAUUGGAAUCAUUGGAUAAAGAAUUUACAAGAAUUUGUGUGUCUUGGAAGACAGAUACCUGGCUUUGGUUGAGAAUCUUCCUCACAGAUAUGAUUAUCUAUCAGGGUCAAUAUAAAAAAGCAAUUGCCAGCUUACAUCACUUAGCAGCUCUGCAAGGAUCUCAUUGUCCACAACAAAUUAUGGGGCAAGGAUCGCUAGAAAAUCAACGACCUCUAAUCCAGUUAGCGACUUGUCAUUUUGCUCUUGGAGAAUACCAUUUGACUUGUGAAAAAAUUCUUGACUUAAUGUGUUUCAUGACACUUCCCAUACAAGAAGGAGCCAAAAUACAAGAAGAUCAGCCUGUAUUAAAGUCAAAAUUCAGGAAAGUUUCAGAGCUGAAGCUUUGGCCAUGCAACAGUAAAACUAUUAUGCCUUACUGUCUCCGAUUACUAUUAGCUUGUUUUAAGCUGAAAGCUUUCACAGACAACAGGGAUGAUAUGGCAUUGGGUCAUGUGAUUGUGUUGUUACAGCAUGAGUGGCCAAGGGGUGAAAACUUAUUCUUGAAAGCAGUUAACAAAAUCUGCCAGCAAGCAAACUUCCAAUAUGAAAAAUUUUUCAACUAUAUUACAAAUAUUGAUAUGCUGGAGGAAUUUGCCUACUUAAGAACACAAGAAGGAGGAAAAAUUCAUUUGGAAUUAUUGCCAAAUCAGGCAAUGCUAAUAAAGACUUCUAGCCCUCCACUGGGGUUACUGCAGCAGGAAUUCAUACCUGUACUACAGCCCAGCAUGCAGACUGCUGACAGACAUCACACUAUCACCAGAGGAAUCACCAAAGGUGUGAAGGAAGAUUUCCGUCUGGCAAUGGAGCGUCAAGUAUCACGCUGUGGAGAAAACUUGAUGAUGGUAUUGCAUAGAUUCUGUAUGAGUGAGAAGAUUUUGCUUCUUCAGACAUUGAGCUGAGUCGACGUCACUUGAGCUCCUUUAUUGGAGUUGAGAAGCAAAUAAGAAGGAAAAUCAUUAUCAUUCCAUUGGGGCCAGCCAGUUAUCCUUAGCUGCUGAAGCAAAGUUGCUGGAAAAGUAUAGCCAAACUUCAUGACUUCAACUUUUGACUUUGGCAUUCUAAAUAAAAUAAGCUUUCAAAAUUAAUUAAAAAUCAUCCUUUCAUUAAAAAAAUAAUCUAGUUUAGAUACAAGACUGGAUUUAAAAUUGUAGGUAAGUAAUAGAAAUCCAUAAUUCCAUUACAGUCAUAUUACAAUAAUUCAUAAGUCAUGUAAAGCUGAUACAGAUAUUCAUCAUGAUAUUUUGCUGGAGAUCAUCAUGGUCAAGUGUUCUGCCUGAUAUCAUCAAGCAAGCAGGCUGACGGCAGAUACAAGUCAUUUGUAAGCCAUAUUUGACUAUUGCUUAAGUGCAUCU
Molecule: messenger RNA, 2672 nt
Organism: Thamnophis elegans (Western terrestrial garter snake)
Lineage: Eukaryota; Metazoa; Chordata; Lepidosauria; Squamata; Natricidae
Gene: INTS10
Product: integrator complex subunit 10
Exons: 18
Coding region: 9-2219 (736 amino acids)
Biological process (GO): snRNA processing
Cellular component (GO): integrator complex
Source: RefSeq, a predicted model, not a curated record